AUCAUUUUUAAUUAGAAUAGGUGAUAUAUAUCUUUGGACAUUUUUGUUAGCAUUUAAAGAAUAAUAACAAGACAUGGAUUUUUACAACAGUUCGCAGGGUUCCGAUUACAUACAAAAGAUCUUAGGCCUAAAUAAGGAUUCCAAUACUUCCGUAUCAAACCCUCUAUUGACUUCUUCAUCUUUACAACCUGUUCCUGUGUCUAUACUGCCCACCCCCUCUAUGCCACUUGUUUCUACUUUACUUUCAAAUUCCCAACCAACCUGCUUUGAUCGCAUUCCCAAAACGAUGAAACGCCUAGUUCGGCUUGCCGUCUCUGCUUUCCAUGGACUCGAACAGGGUGUAGUCAUUGAUCAACUGAUACACUACCCUUGUUUGCGCGAAGACCAUCUUUCCCAACUUGUUAGGUUUGAACGUAAAGCCCUUCGCACUGCACUCGCACCUCUCAAGGCGGAUCGAUUUAUCAAGUCCCAAAUGCGGCUUGUCACCGAUCGUGAUUCAACUACUGAUCCUAUCAUAGCCCCUAUUUCCGAAACGCUUCCUCAUCCAAACUUUAAAAACCAGCAGUUUACUUACUUUUAUAUUGACUACCACGCAGCACUAAACGCAGUUCGCUACAAGCUUGAUGCAGUUGCGGAGGCCCUUGAACAGGAGGAACGAGCUGCCUCUAUCCGUUCCACAUUCGCUUGUGGAACUUGCGAAGCCUGUUACACGGACCUCGACGUUGAUCAAUUGUUUGACUCGGAAAGUGGGGAACUAUUUUGCCCCGCCUGUGAUUCUAUCCUGCGCAUGCUUGGGGAUGAGCCCAUCCUAGAAACCAAUCAAAUGGCUAAAGGGUCUGCACCUUCUUUAACUAAAAGAGAGGCUCGUAAGAUGAUAACCCUUUUCAACACUCAGCUGGAACCAUUAUUCUCUUUGCUACGUAAGGCGGAGAAUGUGGUACUGGCCCCCCAUUUGAUAAAGCCUGAACCCGUGGAUAUCGACAUUGACAAUCUCGCAAACGCCGUCUCCUCUUAUUCCUCUGCUUCCGAUCUCGGCGGAAAUAUCGAUAUGGCUAGUAAUAAUCAGCAAAGGAUAUGGAAAAAUAGUGCAAAAAAAUAUGUCGGGGCUGAAUACGAAUGGUACAAAACCGGUGGUAUAACCAUAAACAUCCAAACGGAAACGGACCCAGAUUUGAAUGAUGAUAUUGCCUCUUACUGUAACUCGAGUAACGAGCCGAAUUCGACUCGAACCAGAUCGGACGUCGAAAAAAUUGGUCAUAAUCGAAGUAAGAUUCCAGUUUGGCUUGCGUCGGAUACCUCUAACGUUAUGGGACAGUACCGAAAACGGCUGUUAUCGACUGAGGAUGAACAAAAUGAUAAGAACUUGCUUGUAAAAUCCUUUAAAAAAAUUGCUCAUUUGGAAUCUUCCACGGUUGAUUUAGACAAAAAUAACGAAGUCGACAUGGAAAGAGGUAUCACCGAAACGCUACUCAUUUACGAAUCAAAAUCGUUUGCUAGUCAGCAACCUGAUAAUAACAUCCUUCCGACGUCCGCUGAUCAAGGUGACCAACUUGGGGCUAUAAAUUCUACCAACGAUCAUCAACAUUAUAACGAGGGCUUGAACGAUGAUUCAUAUAAAAUAGAUAUACAUAGCAAUUCACCGGAUCUCAUAAUUUCAAACACUUCUCGAGAAAUGUUUAAAGGCGGUGGCGAUUCCCUUUCACAUGCAACCUUUUUGAAUUCUUCCUUAAUGUCACCCGACACUAUGAUGGUUGGUGACGUUCAAGUCAUUCUUUCUGAAAUCGGUUCUGAUUGGUUAAUGAAAAUGACAGCACACGAAAAAGAAAUAUAUUAUAAAUUAUCUAAACUGAAAUUCGAUUUACUUUAUGACUAUUAAAUAUAAAUACCUUUU
Messenger RNA from Gordionus sp. m RMFG-2023, 1891 nucleotides. Its product is annotated as general transcription factor IIE subunit 1-like. The coding region runs from base 74 to 1876 and encodes 600 amino acids. Gene Ontology annotation, cellular component: transcription factor TFIIE complex. The transcript is spliced from 6 exons. Lineage: Eukaryota; Metazoa; Nematomorpha; Gordioida; Chordodea; Parachordodidae. The record is from RefSeq and is a predicted model, not a curated record. Gene Ontology annotation, biological process: transcription initiation at RNA polymerase II promoter; transcription open complex formation at RNA polymerase II promoter.